UCUUUCUUCCAUUUCCGAUCCAUUUGUGUCAGAGGAUGAUCUCCCUUCCCUCAUGGAAGUCGCCGGGCUCUCUCGUCGCGGCUAUCGGUUUCCUUCUCAUCCUCGUCUCCUUCGCCCACAUGUUUUUGCCCCCGCUCCUCCCCUCCUUUGACUACUUCGGCGGGAGGAACGAAAGGUUGUCUGGUGGAGGAGCGAGUGAAGAUUUAGGGACCCGGUCUCCGGCCACCUCGCAUGUCCCGGUGACCUACCGCGGCGCGCCUUGGAAAGCUGAGAUUGGGAGGUGGCUCUCCCGUUGCGAUCCUUUAUCGGUUGCGGUCGAGGUCGUUGAGAAUAUAAGUGACAUGAUUUGCAAGGACGAGUGUGGCGGUCGAGGCGUAUGCAAUAGGGAAUUGGGGCAAUGCAGGUGCUUUCAUGGAUAUGCUGGUGAAGGAUGUGAAACAAAGUUGGAGCUUAAGUGUAAUCUUCCUCAUUCACCAGAACAACCUUAUGGCCCAUGGAUUGUAUCAAUAUGCCCUGCUUAUUGUGACACAACACGAGCAAUGUGUUUUUGUGGACAAGAAACAAAAUAUCCAAAUCGUCCAGUGGCAGAGGCUUGCGGAUUUAAAAUAAACUCACCUUCCAAACCUGGUGAUCCAAAAGUUACUAAUUGGACAAAGGCUGAUUUUGAAAAUAUUUUUACAACUAAUGGUUCCAAACCUGGAUGGUGCAAUGUAGACCCAGAGGAUGCAUAUGCUUCAAAAGUAAAAUUUAAAGUGGAAUGUGAUUGCAAGUAUGACUGUCUUUUGGGACAGUUCUGUGAGAUUCCAACAUUAUGUAGUUGUGUCAACCAGUGCUCUGGACACGGACAUUGUCGUGGUGGAUUUUGUGAGUGUGACAGAGGCUAUUAUGGGAUAGAUUGUAGUGUUCCAUCUGCCUUAUCACCUAUGCAAGAAUGGCCAGUAUGGCUUCGACCAGCUAAAGUUGAUUUACCUGACAAGGUAUCCAUCAAUGGUGAGCUUAUGACCAUCAAAGCUGUAGUAAAAAAGAAAAGGCCACUAAUCUAUGUUUAUGACCUGCCACCAGAGUUCAAUGCACACCUUCUUGAAGGUCGACAUUUCAAGUUUGAGUGUGUUAACAGAAUAUAUACAGACAAGAACAGGACAUUGUGGACAGAUCAAUUAUAUGGGUCACAGAUGGCACUCUAUGAGAGCAUUCUUGCUAGUCCUUAUCGAACAAUGAACGGUGAUGAAGCAGAUUUCUUAUAUGUUCCUGUUCUUGAUUCAUGUAUAAUUACUCGCGCAGAUGAUGCACCUCAUUUACGGAUGAAGGAACAAAAAGGUCUAAGAAGUUACUUUGCUUUGGAAUUCUACAAGAGAGUUUAUGAUCAUAUAGUUGAGAAGUAUCCUUACUGGAAUCGCUCUGCUGGGAAGGACCAUAUUUGGUUUUUUUCAUGGGAUGAAGGUGCUUGCUAUGCCCCAAAAGAGAUCUGGAAUAGCACUAUGUUAGUUCAUUGGGGCAAUACAAACUCAAAGCAUAAUCACUCUACAACAGCUUAUUGGGCCGACAACUGGGAUCCAAUUCCUUCUUCUAAAACAGGUACCCACCCCUGCUUUGAUCCAGAAAAGGAUCUUGUCCUUCCUGCAUGGAAAAGGCCUGAACCAGGUGCAAUAUGGGCAAAACUUUGGGCAAGACCACGCAAAGAGCGUACUACAUUAUUCUACUUCAAUGGAAACUUAGGACCUGCCUAUGAGAAUGGUAGACCUGAAGACACAUAUAGUAUGGGCAUUCGACAGAAGCUUGCUGAGGAAUUUGGUUCUACACCUAACAAAGCGGGCAAGUUUGGGAGACAACAUACUCCAAACGUAACUGUUACCAAUAUGCGCUCUUCCAAGUAUUAUGAUGAUGUAGCUAGCUCUAUCUUCUGUGGUGUCUUGCCUGGGGAUGGAUGGAGUGGACGCUUGGAAGAUAGCAUUUUGCAAGGAUGCAUUCCUGUAAUAAUUCAGGAUGGUAUCUACCUUCCAUAUGAGAAUGCCCUGGACUACAGUAGCUUUUCGGUUAGAAUUCAAGAAGAUGAGAUUACAAACUUGCUUCAAAUUCUUCAGCGGUUAGAUGAGACAGAAAUAGAUCUUAUGUUGGCAAAUCUACAUCAAAUCUGGCAGAGGUUUCUAUAUCGUGAUUCUGUGCUGCUUGAAGCUCAAAGGCAAAAGAAAAUUUUCCCCGAUGAGGAAGGAUGGGCAGUAGAAUUCUCUAAAUUGGAGGAAGAUGAUGUCUUCGCGACAUUUAUACAGAUGCUGCAUUAUAAACUGCAUAAUGAUCCAUGGAGACGAAAUCUAGCCCGAGCGAGGGAUUAUGGCAUGCCAAAUGCUUGCUUGAGAAGAAAACUUUAGUAUUCUUCAAGAACAUUAAUUCCACGCAAAUUCUUUGGAUCCCACAACAGAAGAGGUAAAUUGUACAGAUAGCUGUUCCCCAUCAAUUAUUUGGCACGUACAUGUUUCCACAAGCAUACGGAAGCAUUCUCUUGGCCCAUAUUUUGAUCCAAAUGAGGAAUUAUUUAGAGAGAAGAUUGGACAAUUUUGUCAAAGGUACGCUGGAUUCUCCGUCUUUUUUAAGUGAGCUUCUGUUCUUUAAUAUCAUCCAAUUACUUCUCAAUU
Zingiber officinale is the source of this 2630-nucleotide messenger RNA. RefSeq lists its product as uncharacterized. Bases 36 to 2366 code for a protein of 776 amino acids. The transcript has 14 exons. Lineage: Eukaryota; Viridiplantae; Streptophyta; Magnoliopsida; Zingiberales; Zingiberaceae. The record is from RefSeq and is a predicted model, not a curated record. Gene Ontology annotation, molecular function: glycosyltransferase activity.